Messenger RNA from Chrysoperla carnea, 1848 nucleotides. RefSeq lists its product as uncharacterized. NCBI's taxonomy places the organism in Eukaryota, Metazoa, Arthropoda, Insecta, Neuroptera, Chrysopidae. The record is from RefSeq and is a predicted model, not a curated record. Bases 1 to 1848 code for a protein of 615 amino acids. The transcript is spliced from 7 exons.
AUGUAUAAUAUUUGUCUAAUAUUAUUAUGUGUAAUAAAAAUUGUGUUAUCUAUACAACGAAGUUUCGAACAAGAUGAAUCAACAUUUACCGAAUGUUUACGUACUGGUCAAGCUCAAUCUGUAAUGGCAUGUGCUGGUCUAACAGCAUUAAAUAAAUUACAAAGUUUACAAAGUGAACAAAGUUAUACAUUAGUAGAUGGCUUUACAUUAAUUAAUGAUAUUAAUAAUAAUGAACAACAACAUACUAGAGGGAUUCCAAUAUUGGAACGCGAUCCAUCUGAUUUUAGGGGAAUUUUUGAUGCCGUUGGAACAGCAUUGUCACAACGAUCUAUGCAUUGGGAUAUGAGUACUAUAUAUCCUGGACUUGGACUACGUUUGGGUCCGAGUUAUGGUGCAAGCGGUGUCCUAGAAUUUGUUUUGGAUCCUAUACGAGAAACUAUGGGUAGCGUAAAAGAAACUAGUUCGACAGCUAGACUUUUGACUCGACAACUAUUGGUGCCGUUUUUAUUGGGUUUUAAAUUUAAUACAGCAACUUUAGUGCCAAUUUUAUUUGGAAUACUUGCUUUAUUAGCUAAAAAAGCUGUCAUAAUCAGUAAAUUGGCAUUGGUAAUAUCAAGUGCUUUAGGACUUGGCAGUUUAUUGUUUGGAGCUGGUGGAGGAGGCCCGGCAGGGUUUGGAGGAUAUGGACAGCAACCACCUUUUGGUUUCGGGGGGCAUAAUGGUGUUCAUUACUCAGAUCGAUUUAGUGCUCAUCCUUUAAAUGUCGGUGGUAGUGGACAUUUUCAUCAUCAUUAUAAAGGAGAUAAUAUUAAUUUGAUGAAGAGCUCACAGCCGGAUCCAAAUCACCAUUCACCGCUGUCACCCUCUCCGGCAUACACUGAAACAAUAUAUCGAGGCCAAGUGAACGGAAAUGAUGGCAGUGAUGAUACUGAUGAAUUGACGCUUGGCGGACGUCUACAGGAUAUAUAUACGACACGAGGUGGAGGAUUGACGAGAGUCGAAAAUUGGACUCGGCCCAAUCAAUAUCAGGGAUCCAACGUUAAAACGACGUUAUUAUUCGAUGAUAAUAUUAUAUAUGGCCAGUUUAGUCCAUCACGUAAUAUCGAUGAGAAAAAAUCAGUAUUUAAAAAAAUUUCUGAAUGUUUACAUAAUGGUGAUAGUUUUGUAUGCUUAAAAGAAUAUACAGUGACAUUGUUAAAUGAUGCAAUUGUUAAUGACAAAACAAUAUCUGUAUCAAGUUAUUUUGAUAUUGUUAAGGAUCAAAAUUAUCAUUUAAAAGAAGAGGAUAAAUUAAAUGACAAUAAAUUACACCAAUUAGAUACGAUAAAAAAUCAAACGGAAAAGAAUAUUGUAUUAGAUGAAUUAAUUACUGAUAAAUUGGAGCAAUUUUUAGAGUCACGUAGUUUAAAAAUAAAUUUUGCACCAGUGAUUGAAGGUCGUGGUAAAAAGAAAGACAAAUAUGGUGGUAUGAUGUUAGCAGGUGGUUUAGCCAUGGCUGGUAUGAUGGCACAAAUGGCAAUGGGGAAAAUUGCAUUUAUAGCUGGUACAGCAUUGUUAGUGGCAAAAAUGGCCUUAUUAAUGUCAUCGAUAAUUGGGCUAAAAAAGUUAGUGGGUAGUUCAGGUGGUUCUGAGCAUGUUGUAGUAACAGCGGCUGCACCAUCCAGUGAUCAUGGUCAUGGUGGAUAUGGAGGCGGAGGUGGAUGGUCCAGAAGCUUAGAUGCUGUAGGAUUAGCUCCCUCAUCACAGAAUGCUGCAAAUAUGUUAGCAUACAAAGCAUACUAUCCAAUUGUAGAAAAAUUAAAUGACAACAUUAACUAUACGGAAAAUGAAACCAAGAAGAAGAAAUAA